UCGUACAAGAUACGGAGAAAUCUCAGAGUUUCAUGUUUCGACUGUGAAGUGUCUCUGCAUUGUCCGAGGGCGGUUUCUGUUUAACCAAAACCGCGUCGUCUCCUUUUUUGAUGUUCUGCUUCCCCUUUCACGGCUACUUGUCUCUCUUUUUCCCAAUUCACUGUAGCAACAAGAAACUACUAACCGCUUCUCUGCUCCUCUGCGUUUAACGUCUCGAAUUCUACACUCUUUUUCUUGAUUUUCCGGUUUCUGAGACAACAACUUAGCCAAAAAGUCCUCUCAACGAAGUGUUUUUUCUUUUUUUCCUUUCCGAUUCUGUGGUUUUUUGCGAAGUUACAGUAUCUUCUGAGGAUAAAUUUUGUAAGAAUUUCUAGGGUUUUGGAGCAAGAAAUAUUUGAGCUGUUUACUUCAGAUUGGAGUGUUCGUUUUGCUUGUGCUUGAUAAUUUUCAAGUUUUAUGGUUGAAGUUUCACUCAAGAAAGUAUCUCUAGUACAGUUUACUUGGGGUUUAGGCAGCAGAAUCUGGUUAUUGUUCUAGAACUUGCCUUACUCCUGGUGUUUCUUUGAGUGGGAGAAAAUAGUUUGUGUUUGGGAAUACUGGUGUCACUUGUGAUAGAUGAUUUUGGAGGAAGUGAAGAGCUAGGGUUUUGGAGGUGACUAAUCCUGUGCUGGGUCAGUUUUUCUGGAAAUAGUUGUUAAGGGUAGUUGUAUGUUAUGGAUAUUGAUACGGUAGGUGGUGUUGGGGAUGCUUCCUAUUUGGAUCCCGAGUUGUUGCAGCUUUCAGAAGUGUCUCCAUUUGUACUCAAAGCCAGUCCUCAGAUAGCUGAGGAGUUGUUCUCUCAGUGGCUUUCACUUCCAGAUACUAAUCGACUGGUGAAAUCUUUAAUUGAUGAUGCAAAAGUUGGAAAUCCUAUUAAUGUAUUUGGGAACUUCGCCAGUGCAAGUUCUGGUGGAGGGACUUCAUUGCCUUCCAUGUUUCCUGCUGGCAGUACACCUCCACUUUCACCAAGAAGUUCAUCUGGUUCUCCACGCAUGUCCAAGCAGAAGACAAGCCCGUCUUCUUUGGGUUCUCCAUUAAAAUUUGUUAGUGAACCAGUACGAGAAGUCAUACCUCAGUUCUAUUUUCAAAAUGGUCGUCCACCAGCAAAUGAACUGAAAGACCAAUGUCUGUCUAGAAUUAAUCACUUUUUCAGUAAUCAUCUGGAUGGGUUGCAAAAACAUGAAUUUAAAUCUAUAGUGAAGGAAGUUUGCAAUCUUCCAUCUUUCCUCUCUUCUGCUCUCUUCAGAAAAAUAGAUACUGACUGCAGUGGGAUAGUGACAAGGGAUGCAUUCAUUAAAUAUUGGGUGGAUAUCAAUAUGCUUGCAAUGGAUAGAGCAACUUGCAUGUUUCAUAUUCUAAAGCAGUCAGAAAACAAAUACCUUACACAGGCUGACUUCAAACCAGUUCUUCGGGAACUUCUGGCAACCCAUCCGGGUUUGGAAUUCUUACAGAACACACCUGAAUUUCAAGAAAGAUAUGCUGAAACAGUCAUAUACAGAAUAUUCUACUACAUCAAUAGAUCAGGAAAUGGUCGACUUACACUUAGAGAGCUGAAACGUAGUGAUCUCAUUGGCGCCAUGCAACAUGCAGAUGAGGAAGAGGAUAUUAACAAAGUCCUAAGAUACUUUUCUUAUGAACAUUUCUAUGUUGUAUACUGCAAAUUCUGGGAGCUGGAUACAGACCAUGAUUUCUUGAUUGACAAAGAAAAUCUCAUUAGAUAUGGCAAUCAUGCCCUUACCUACAGGAUUGUUGAUAGAAUAUUUUCACAGGUGCCAAAGAAGUUCACCAGCAAUAUUGAAGGGAAGAUGGGCUAUGAAGAUUUUGUGUACUUUAUGCUCUCAGAAGAGGACAAAUCUUCAGAGCCUAGUCUUGAAUAUUGGUUCAAGUGCAUAGAUUUGGAUGGAAAUGGUGUAUUAACAGCCAAUGAAAUGCAAUUCUUCUAUGAGGAGCAGCUGCACCGAAUGGAGUGCAUGGCCCAGGAGCCUGUGCUAUUUGAGGAUAUCUUGUGUCAAAUAGUUGACAUGAUUGCACCAGAAAGAGAAGAUUAUAUCACACUGCAGGACCUGAAAGCAAGCAAGCUUUCAGGAAAUGUUUUCAAUAUUCUAUUUAAUCUCAAUAAAUUCAUUGCUUUUGAAAGCCGCGAUCCAUUUCUAAUUCGCCAGGAGCGAGAGGAUCCAACCUUAACAGAGUGGGAUAGAUUUGCACAUAGGGAGUACAUCAGACUUUCAAUGGAAGAAGAUGUUGAGGAUGUCUCAAAUGGAAGUGCAGAUGUUUGGGAAGAAUCACUUGAGGCUCCUUUUUGAGUCAAUGAGCUCCCUACGAAAAUAUCUUGUCGCCUGACCAAAUGGCAUGGAAUGAAAAGAUUUACACAGAGAAGCUGAUCAAAAUAUGCAAUAUCAGCUUUACGUCUGAGGUUGGGCAUGACUUUUGACAUGUGAUAUUGGUCCAUCAGGGAACAAGCUUGACCUUUCGCAAUCAAAUUAAGCUGCAUUCCAAAAUUCUAUGGUGUAAAUUUCAGGGAUGCUAGGAGAAUCCUUUGAAAUGGGAGAUGGCUGGUUUCUAUAAGAGAUUAAUCAUCAGCAGAUACAGAAGUCAGUACAGUGUUUCUUUGGGUUAGCUACAUUUGUGGCUGGUUUUCUUUUUCUUGUGCUUCUUUUAUGGUAAAAUAAAAAGAGACACUUCAAUCCUCACUGUGAACUUUUCUUUUAUGUUCUGAUCCUGUAAGCUUGGUGUUCAAAUAGAGACACUUCUUCCUCAUUCUUUCUUCUGGUAUUUAUGCGCUCUUUUUAAUGUUU
Molecule: messenger RNA, 2834 nt
Organism: Jatropha curcas
Lineage: Eukaryota; Viridiplantae; Streptophyta; Magnoliopsida; Malpighiales; Euphorbiaceae
Product: serine/threonine protein phosphatase 2A regulatory subunit B''beta
Biological process (GO): protein dephosphorylation
Cellular component (GO): protein phosphatase type 2A complex
Molecular function (GO): protein phosphatase regulator activity; calcium ion binding
Source: RefSeq, a predicted model, not a curated record